Hyaloperonospora brassicae is the source of this 1647-nucleotide messenger RNA. NCBI's taxonomy places the organism in Eukaryota, Oomycota, Peronosporomycetes, Peronosporales, Peronosporaceae. The record is from the annotation of a GenBank genome assembly.
AUGGGCAAUAGUGGCAGUACCAGCGGCGCCGCGAACGCGCGUCCGCACGGCAAGCGCAACAACGCGUCGCAUCGACGUGCACAGCAGCAGAAAGCCCAAGAAGCUGCUGCAGCACUAUCGGCUGCCAGUUCCGCCGCGACGCCGUCGGCGAACGCGCGCCGCAAUCCGCAGACGCGCAAGGCCGCCAAGGAUUUGAUCACCGGCACUUUGUGCGACGUGAACGAGUCGUACGCUAUUGAAAAGAAGGAGCUCGGCCACGGCCAUUAUGGCACUGUCCGUGUGGGCGUGAGCAAAGCGACGGGCAAGAAGGUGGCCAUUAAGACCAUUCCCAAGGCUAAAGUGAGUCGGCCCGAGACGAUGCGACGGGAGAUCAGUAUCCUGAAAACCCUCGACCAUCCCAACAUCAUCAAGCUCUACGACGUGUGCGAGGGCCAUCGCCACUUACAUCUAGUGACGGAGCUCUGCACGGGCGGAGAGCUCUUUGACCGCAUCAUUGCACGUGGUCACUACAGUGAGGCCGAUGCUGCUGUGCUGGUGCUCAAGAUUUGCGACGCGGUCAAGCACUGCCACGAUCGCGACAUUUGCCACCGCGACCUGAAGCCGGAGAACUUUCUCUUUGCCACCAAAGCAGAGGACGCAGAGCUCAAGGUCAUUGACUUUGGGCUGUCACGCAUGGACGACGGCUUGAGUGCGGGUGUCAUGACCACGCGCGUGGGUACGCCCUACUACAUUGCACCCGAAGUGCUGGGACGUCACUACGACAAGUCGUGCGAUCUGUGGAGUAUCGGGGUCAUUAUGUACAUCUUGCUCUGCGGUUACCCGCCGUUUUACGGCGACACGGACCCUGAGAUCUUUGCCUCCGUUCGCGCUGGGCGCUACGACUUUGAUUCACCCGAAUGGACGAACGUGAGCGCCGAUGCGAAGGACCUCAUCAGCCGUCUCCUGCUUGUGGAUGCUUCGAAGCGACUGACGGCCGCAGAGGUGCUGCAGCACCCAUGGAUCUCUGGAUCAGCACCGAGGUCGAGCAUGACGCUGAACCCGAACAUUUUCUCCAGCUUGAAGCGCUUCACAGGCAACAACAAGCUCAAGAAGGCAGCUCUCGGUGUUAUCGCAGACCUGGCCACGGAGGGCGAGAUUGCUGAAUUGAAGAACGAGUUCAUGGCAAUCGAUACUGACGGCAACGGGGUGAUCACAGUGUCUGAGCUUGCAGAGGCGCUGCGUGACACCGGUCUCGGUAUGAUCGAAGAGGAGGUGCUGGAACUCGUGAAAGGCAUCGACAUUGACGGCGAUGGGCUUGUCGACUACCCGGAGUUCCUUGCAGCUACGAUGAAGAGGAACCUGUCCAACCAGAAGGAGCACCUCAUCAACGCAUUUAAUUAUUUCGACACUACAAACACGGGGCAGAUUACCAAGGCCGAUCUCGUGCAGUUCAUGGGCAGUGAAGAACAGGCGCAGGAAGUCAUUGACGACGUGGAUGCAAACGGUGACGGUGUCAUCAGCUUUGAAGAGUUUGUGGCAAUGAUGGACCGCAAGGGAUACGGCGAUGACUCGGAGAUGGACAGCAUGGAUGCUGGUGGCAGCUUCCUCUCAGCGGCACAAUACGUCAGUGACAACGCCCGGCUUCCCAUGAAGGAGACUGAGCUAUAG